Molecule: messenger RNA, 543 nt
Organism: Nicotiana tabacum (common tobacco)
Lineage: Eukaryota; Viridiplantae; Streptophyta; Magnoliopsida; Solanales; Solanaceae
Source: RefSeq, a predicted model, not a curated record
AUGAAGGUAUCAGUAACCCCCAGUAAGAAACUUCGGGAAGUCACUGAGGACGACAUUACUUUCACGGAGAAAGACGCAGAUGGACUAAUGCUGCCGUACAAUGAUGCCUUGGCAAUCUCUCUUAAUGUUGUAGAUUUUAAAAUUAAACGCGUUUUGGUAGACCUAGGAAGUUCGGCCAAUAUUAUCCAGUGGAGAGUGCUGGAGCAAGCCAAGCUGACCGAAAGUAUCAUUUCAUCUACAAAACUCUUCGCUGGAUUCAAUUUGGCAAGCGUGACAACCCAAGGAGAGAUCCUGCUGCCCACAAAUGCCGAUGGGGUAAUGAAGACGACCCUUUUCGAGGUAGUAGAUGGCGAUAUGGGCUACAAUAUUAUCCUGGGAAGACCAUGGUUACCCGAAAUGAAGGUUGUGCCAUCAACAUAUCAUCAAUUACUGAAGUUCCCAACCUUCGAGGGAGUUAAACAAAUAAGAGGAUACCAACCGGCAUCGAGGGAGAUGGAUGUAAUCUCAGUUUGCAGUAGCAAAGAGAAGGAGCAUGCGGCAUAG